This is a messenger RNA of Carassius auratus (goldfish), 2089 nucleotides long. Its product is annotated as adhesion G protein-coupled receptor E3-like. Gene Ontology annotation, cellular component: plasma membrane. Gene Ontology annotation, biological process: cell surface receptor signaling pathway; adenylate cyclase-activating G protein-coupled receptor signaling pathway. The coding region runs from base 1 to 2022 and encodes 673 amino acids. The transcript has 16 exons. Gene Ontology annotation, molecular function: G protein-coupled receptor activity. The record is from RefSeq and is a predicted model, not a curated record. Lineage: Eukaryota; Metazoa; Chordata; Actinopteri; Cypriniformes; Cyprinidae.
AUGGCGUCUUCUUUUCAUAAAGCUAAUCUGUCUGACCCCUGCUACAACUACACUGUGCUGGACAAUCCAUGGAGAGCCACCAGUAAUACACAUGAUUCAGUCAGGAGUGACACCUCAGUCUCCUGGAGCGGCUGGUAUCGUCUCUUCAUUAAUGGUCUGAGCACUCACGUCCCAGACACAUGUGUUGCACGUGGUAGCUGUGAUGUUAGCAGCUUUAACAGCAGCUCUACAACCAUCCCACCAGAAACCAUCUCAACUGCUUACCCCACUGUUGACCCCUGCUACAACUACACUGUGCUGGACGAUCCAUGGAGAGCCAACAGCAGUCAGCUAUCAAACUCCCAAAAGUGUGACCAGUCAGUCACCUGGAGAGGCUGGUAUCGUCUCUUUAUUAACGGUCUGAGCGCUCACAUCCCAGACACAUGUGUUGCUCAGUACAGCUGUAUAAAUAUAACGCUGCAGGAAGGAUGCACUGAACAGACUACUCUAGAAUGUCUUCAAAAUCUUCUUGAGCAGAUCGAGAACAUCACAGUUCAAGAGCUUCCUGUGAAUACUGUGAUGGACAUUUUGAAUAUGGUCUUCAACACUGUAGAGAAGAUUUUAGAGUCAUUAUCAUCAGCAAGCCCAGCUGAACUAGCCUCCUAUGGAAACCGUGUGUUACAAACCAGUGAGAAACUCAUCUCUACAUUAGUGAAGCCGACAGACACAAAUGACAGUGUCAGUUUUACUCUCGCUGCUCUAGAGGUAGAAAUCUUCAUGGUUGGACCAAAUGUCACCUUAAAGAAAAUCCCUCGACUUGAAACAACAAAUUCCUCUGUGGACAUCGAUCUCAUUGGAAUCGCCAAGAACAACAAUUUAACAACUGCUGUGGGUUUCGUGAGCUAUGUCACGAUGGAGAAUCUACUGAAGCCAGACUUCUUCAACACAUCAAAUGACACGAUUAAAACCAUGAUGUCCACUGUGAUCUCAGCUACUCUUCCCAAAACCACCAACACUAAACUCACCAAACCAGUCAACUUCACCUUCAGACACAUCAGAGAGUUUGAUCCCAACGGUUCUCUGUCCUGUGUGUACUGGAAUAUCAGCGAGUGGAUUGUAGAUGGUUGUUCUGUUUUAGAGACCAACAGCAGCCACACUGUGUGUUCAUGUGUUCAUCUGUCCACAAUCGCUCUCAUCAUGCAAACCAGCCGCCCACCAGAGAGUGACCCACUGCUGGAUCUGUUGAAUUUGGUGUGUGUGAUCGUGGGGCUGGUGUUCUUCAGUUUGGCCCUGUUGACCUUUGCCCUUUGUCAGUGGAGCCCUGGAGUGAAUAAUGUGGCUCGAAUCAACAUCUGCAUCAGUCUUCUGCUGGCUCACCUUCUGUUCCUGCUCACACAGCAGUUCUUGAAUCUCAUACAGCGUCAGAAGGUGCUGUGUGCCGUGAUCGCAGGCCUUCUGCACUUCCUCUUUCUCUCCGGCUUUGUGUGGAUGUUCAUUGAAGCUGUGCUGCUCUUCAUCUGUGUGAAGAACCUAUCACAGAUCAGCUCCAAGAAGAGGGAGGUGCUUAGCAGUGGAUUCCUGUGUGUGAUUGGAUAUGUGGUUGCUCUGGUUGUGGUGUGUGUGUCUGUCGGUCUGGUUCCUGAAGGCUACGGCAGCGAACACUGCUGGAUUAAAACAGAUAAAGGCUUCAUCUGGAGUUUUCUGGGACCUGUUUGCAUCAUACUUGCAUUAAACGUGAUACUCUUUAUCUGCAUCAUCAUCUGUCUGAACUUAUCUCUCACAAAACUGAACGCUGAUGUUUCGCAGUUGAAAAAAAACAAGACAAUGGCAUUUAAAACUCUGGGUCAGUGUGUGGUUCUUGGUUGCCCCUGGAUUCUGGGUUUCUUCAUUAAUGGCAGUGAGGUGCUGGAGAUCAUCUUCGUGAUCUUGAACUCCCAGCAGGGAACCUUCAUCUUCCUGAUCUACUGUGUCCUCAAUAAUGAGGUCAGGCAGCAGUACAGGAAGUUCUUCAGACGACUUUUCUGUGGACACAAAAAACACUGAGAACUACAGCAUUGUGUUCAGGAAAUUAGUGAAGUGCCAUUAUUAUAAAAGUGAUUCAUCAUUAUUC